AUCUCCAGGCCUCUGGGUACUGCUUCACUACAUUUUUGCCAGUGAACUUUGAGGCACGCCACACAAACUGUCGUCGCGAAAUGGCAUCUCAGGACAGAAUCCUUAUCACAGCUGGACCGUACCAGUUCCUGGCCGCCUUUGAGUCGUCGGCUCCUAAGACGGUAUCGGUGUUUCGAAAGCUACUACCGUACCGACAAAAAGUCAUUCACGUCCGUUGGAGCGGCGAAGCGGUUUGGGUGCCGCUGGGGGAUCAGGAUCUUGGCCUAACGUUCGAGAACCACACGAGCCACCCCAGUGCCGGCCAGAUUCUUUUCUACCCCGGAGGCUAUUCUGAGACGGAGCUCCUCUUCUGUUACGGCGGUGUAUCGUUCGCGAGCAAGAUGGGUGCCCUCUCUGCAAAUCACUUCUUGACAAUCACCGAAGGUGGCGAGAAUCUGAGACCGUUGGGCCAGCUAGUUCUUUGGCAAGGCGCACAAGAGGUCCUUUUCGAGCUAGCAGACGAGGAAAGGAUUGCCACGUUCAGGAGGGAACGACUGAACGGCCAAAAGAAUUCAAAUAUCUCCAAGUUGUAGAGAUUGAGGAUUCACGUAUAAUGGAUGAAUCUUAGGAUUGUGCAUAUUGGAUAUCUAGAUUACGCGAAAGGAUGGCCUAGACUCUGUAGAGUGCUCAAUCAGACAUACAUUCCGGUUCCUUGUUCUAUCAAUAAGGCACCUUGUAGAGUCUCUUGGAC
Colletotrichum godetiae is the source of this 730-nucleotide messenger RNA. RefSeq lists its product as uncharacterized. Bases 81 to 572 code for a protein of 163 amino acids. The transcript has 2 exons. The record is from RefSeq and is a predicted model, not a curated record. Lineage: Eukaryota; Fungi; Ascomycota; Sordariomycetes; Glomerellales; Glomerellaceae.